This is a messenger RNA of Cryptomeria japonica (Japanese cedar), 1629 nucleotides long. Its product is annotated as small ribosomal subunit protein mS80 (rPPR6)-like. Bases 1 to 1629 code for a protein of 542 amino acids. The record is from RefSeq and is a predicted model, not a curated record. The transcript has a single exon. Gene Ontology annotation, molecular function: protein binding. Lineage: Eukaryota; Viridiplantae; Streptophyta; Pinopsida; Cupressales; Cupressaceae.
AUGUGGAAGUCUAAGGCUGGAUUGAUUUUUCGCAGGGUUUCAUCAGCAUUUGAUACCUCGCCUUCUUUUGCAGUAACGAACAGGGUUCGAAUCAUAGCCAGAAGCCAGCAAAGUCAGGUAGUUUCUGUAGUACCCAUCCGUUUUUAUUCUUACGCCAAAAAUAUUAUAAGCUCUAAUACAAAUACACAAUCGAACAGUCCUAAAGAAGAUUCGUAUAGUUCUGAUAAACCCCAGAUUGAAAGUAUUUUGCCUACUAAUGAUUCCGAAAACACUGAGAAAUGCGAGGAAGAUGCUGAGAAAGUGGUUUCUCUUCUCAAGAAGAGAAUAGAGGAGGUAGAAGAUCUGGAAAAAGAGCUGGAAACCCUAGAUAUUGAGAUAAAUGGGAAAAUGAUAGCGAAAGUGGUAAAAUUCUCAGGGUUCAAGACUCAGUAUUUCUUUUGGUUCUUUCGGUGGGCACUCAAACAGCCCGAUUAUGUGCCUAGUAGUCAAAUUAUGGAUACCAUUGCUUUGGUCAUUUGCAAUAGGGGUGGGAGGAAGUGGUUGAAAUCUUUGAUUGAAGAACUUGCAGAAAGUCAGAAGGGCAUCGUGACUGCCACUGCAUUGAACACUUUGAUUGAUCACCUGGCAUGCGCUAAGAGACCAAAGGAGGCGCUAGAGGUUUUUCAACAGUUUGAUAAAUUUGAUUGCAAACCUGGACCUAAGUCCUAUUUUGUCACCAUCCAGGGUCUUUGUAGUGCAUCUAUGUUUGAAGAAGCAUUCUCUGUUUUUGAAGAAAUGGAAAUGGCUGGUUAUUUUCCUGGUAAUGGAUCUACUGCUAGUAAAAUUAUAAGGUGGUUUUGUAAAGGGGGUAGGACGAAAGAUGCCCAUAUGAUUUACUUGAGGUGUAUGGAUAAAGGGAAGUUCCCUAGAAUGGUUUCGAUAAAUGCUCUGGUUGAUUCCCUUUGCAAUGAGGCAAAUACCCCAGAGGUUGCUGCUGAAGUCCUACGGGCUAUUCCUCGCAAGGAGCGAAAGCAUGGUUUGAAAGCGCAUUUUACCGUAGUUCAGGCACUCUGCAAAACCCAGAAGAUAGAAGAAGCUGAAGCAUUGUUGUCACAGAUGGUGAAAGCUGGACCACGUCCUGAUCGUGCAACAUAUAACACCAUCAUUACUGGUGUCUGCAAAGCUGAAAAGGCAGAGAGAGCCACAGAAUUGCUUGAAGAGAUGACAAGCAGGCGAAUUAGACCUGAUAUAUAUUCCUUUAAUGUAAUCAUGGCCAGCUUUGCUAGGGCAGGAAAGAUGCAGGAAGCUUGUGAUAUCUUUUCAAAAGCCAAGGAAGCUAAGAUAAAAUUUCAUUACAUAACAUACAAGAUAUUGAUAGAUGGAUUUUGCAGAUUGGGCGACCCUAAAACUGCCCAUCAGUAUUUCUCUGAGCUAAAAGAGAGUGGUCGCCCUCCUAAAAUGGAAAUUUACUCUAAUUUGGUUAGGGCAUAUAUCAUGCAGGGUUUGGAUUGGCAAACAGCCAAGAAGCUGUUACAUGAAAUGGAAUUGAAGGGACAUUCCCAUACUCCAGAUACUCAAAGUCUUGUUGAUGCUGCAAAUAAAUUGGAGGAGGAAGCAUUACUAACAGAAGCACGUCGGAUCAUUAGAUAG